AUGGGGAUUCAGACCACAUUAGAUUCUUUUUUCUCGGUGAAACCGUCUACUUCUUCCCUGUCUUCACCAUGUUCAAGAUCAACCUCCGCGAGUGCUCGACGACCAGGAAAACGACCAAAAACGGAUGAAGAUCAGUACGUUCUCGACGCCGGCCAGAAGCGGAUAGGAUUGCAACAUUGCAAACAGGUAAGCGCUUGAUAUUUGUUUAAUUUUUGAGUUUAGAAGUUGGUAUGUGAAAUUAAAUGGAAGAAUUUGAAAUUUCUGCCUAUUUUAGUCUGAAAACAUGUUGAAAGGCAUGCCGAAUUCAUUUAUGCCCUUUUCAGUGCGAUAUGGCGUUCAACUGGGACGAUGCGGUCGAUCGUAAGGCACAUGAAACCUAUCACAACAAAGCGUUUGACUUGAAAGCCGUAAAAAUCUUGGGAGUGCAAUAUAAAUCUUGGAUGUCGUAAGAUCCUCUAUGUUUUCAUUGAAUCUUUAAUUUAGGAGCGUGAAGAACCGGGAAUUUAACAGUCAGCGCCCUGGUAUAUUAUUUAUGUUCGAUCAGACCUCUAAAAGCUCCAUAGUGAAGAAGGCUGAAGAUAUCAUUCAGGUAAAUUUACUUGUUAGUUUGUUUAUUGUGUUUAGGGUUUGUUUCAGUCAGAAAAAUCUACUUGCUCUGUGAAAAAAUACUUAUCUUUUCUUUCCGUUCAGGAGAUUGUUAACCCUGCGCUUGGCCUUUGCGAUGAUGUGCCGCUGUGGACGUCUAACACACGGAUUUUCAUGUUCACAAUUUUACAAGAUUCGCAGUACUAUGUGGGUUCGAUUGCCGUGCUGGAAAGCCUCGAACAUGCCCAACUUCUGCCGGAACAACGCCAAUUCAAGGGACAAUUUAUCGGCCUUAAUCGCCUUUGGGUGCAUUCAGCGCUAAAAUCUAUUCUUACGGAGAAGUGGAUCCUCAGUCAAAUUUGUGAGAACUUCUACGAGACCCCGGUUCCAAGGUCAAGAAUCGCCUUCAGCGAAGAUCAAAAGCAACUCGCAAUAGAUUUCUUCGGUGAUAGCGCACAAAGAUAUGUCAGUUAUGUGAACGAAUAA
Molecule: messenger RNA, 1071 nt
Organism: Bursaphelenchus xylophilus (pine wood nematode)
Lineage: Eukaryota; Metazoa; Nematoda; Chromadorea; Rhabditida; Aphelenchoididae
Source: the annotation of a GenBank genome assembly